AUGGCCAGUUUAUAUCCAUACCCGCCGAUCCCCGCUGAUUGCGAGGAUAGCCUCAAGCCACCAUCGGGCAGGGCAUCCAUCAACUUACCUAGGGAAUUGACCCUGGUGACCAAAACACGCUCGGACAAGUGGGGCUCGCAUGAAGAAGCUGCUGCGCGAGCACUAAGAGAGCAAACCGUGACCCUCGAAAAUGAACGGCUACUGCGAACGCAUCAUCGCACACUGGGACCUUGUCCCUUUGUGUAUGAAGCCACCGAGGCCGAUGGAAAGUCCAUCUGGGUUGUAAGCAUUGGGCCUAAGGUGCCAAUGUACGAUACGCACGCCGGCGGGCGCGAGAUCCACAUUCAUCCAGAGUAUCUGCUCCCUGAGCUGUCGAAGGUGUAUAGUGGGAGUCGCCCAGAUCCCCUGUGCCGUCGUAUAAAUCCCCGACGAUUCCUCACGGCAUCAGAUUUGGAAUUGCUGCGCCGGUUCUUUCCUGCAGCCGUUGGCGCGCGGGUGCUCAUCUCGGGCUUUAUUAUUGUCCUGUUCCCCACUCGCAAGGAUAUCGAGGCUUCGUGGUUGGAAGGUUGUGUGCCGUCCUUUGGGCUGCUGCGCCUGGGAUAUGGAAUCGCAGUUCACUACCCAGCGGUCGCCGUCGCUGAUAGUGGCAAUGCAGUCGCUGGCUCGCUGGAGGAAAGCGAAUCUGUCACAUCCUUGGGUCUGAAACUGCGAUUUGCAGAUGAUUCACAUGGAAUUGCGGUUACGACUCAUGGGUUUGUCGAUAUGAACACGGCACAGGAAAAUAUUGCGCACAAGGAGAGGAGCUUCCUGACAAAGACAAAGUCGGCAUUUUCGAAGGCGACCGCCAUGAAAAUCAAGGAAUGCGUCAAGAUGGGAGCUGCAGUGGACUCGCCGCUGGGAAAAUGCGUGUGGUUCGUUCAGGAGCCAAAAGAGAAAAUCGGACAUGUCACGACGACGUACGACCAUCAUGUCGCGCGAUCCUCCACUUUCCCUCAGACCAUCGACCACGACACCUCAAUCGUCACUGGAGAUCAUCUACCGAAGGUGCUGAAUCCCCCACGCGCACCUAGGAUCAUCGGCUGGGGCAACUAUUGCGACGCAUUGGACGGUCGGCUGGCCUUCACGAUGGCCCUCAGCGCAUUGAGCGAGACGCCCAAGCAAAAGAGUCGCAUGGAUCCAUUUGGCACCAUGCAAAAGGCGGUCGUUGAGGGAACCGAAUAUCUGUGGAACAGAAAAGUACGCACACAAUCGGCUGCGAUGCUUUGGCGAGCGAUGCACGAUGGUACCGAGAUGGAAGGACUGUCGGGCUCGGUGCUCUGCUUGGGAGAGCCGACAGAUCCCAACUGCCGUGCGGUGUUGUUCAAACAUUUUGAAACGCCAAUUACCCCCCAGCACUACCAUGUGAGUGGUGUCCCCUCCGCCCGGGGUGACACUUCAUGGUCGAGUAUCAAUGGAGGCUUUGUGCUUCCUCCUGAGAUCCGCACGGCUGAGAUAGUGUGCGAGGCGGAAGAGUCUACGGGGCUGCCGCUAGAGGAUCAAGCAUGGGACAUUGAGUAA
Penicillium daleae is the source of this 1557-nucleotide messenger RNA. RefSeq lists its product as uncharacterized. The coding region runs from base 1 to 1557 and encodes 518 amino acids. The record is from RefSeq and is a predicted model, not a curated record. The transcript is spliced from 3 exons. Lineage: Eukaryota; Fungi; Ascomycota; Eurotiomycetes; Eurotiales; Aspergillaceae.